GGCCGAGCGCUCAGCCGAAUUAAAGACGCGAACGCUUUGGUCACGCAGGCCACGAAAGCCAGAAAAACACGGCAAUCUCCGAAGACGCUUUGGAUUCUCCGGUUGUCCCCGGUGUUCCCCAAAAAAAAGAUUCAGUUUGAUAACGCCAUUCGAACGGCGAAGAUCGCGCGGUCCGAUAUCACGGAUAAAUAAAAUAUAUAAUAUAUAGAUCGAUCUCGCCAUGAAGUCGAUGUGCUGUGUUAGUGCUGUGAUUACACUCCUGUCCCUUGUGCUCCUGGAUCAUCCCGCUGCCGCCCAAUUCAAUCAGCGCAGGCCAGUUCGCCAGAACUGCAUCACCCCCGAGAAUUACUAUGGGAGUUGCGUGGUCCUCAGCAACUGUCCCCAGGUGGUGAAGAUUUUCCAGACCACCAACUUCGAGUGGGCCCAGCGAUAUGUGAUCGCCCUGCAGCGCAGCUGUAACACCCGCAACAUCAACGGGGAUCCGGUGAUCUGCUGCACUGCACCCACUUAUAACCAGGCCACAGAGCGACCUCGGAACCCCUUCUUCCCCACAGAUUCAUCGUUUAUUGGACCUCAGGUUCCGCCGGAGGUUCCCGACAAUCCCUUCCUGAAUCCGACCAUAAGGCCCACCCCACCAACAACCACCACCACGACGACCACUCGUGCUCCAGCUCGGAGUACCCCAUCGGCACCUUUGGUGGAUCAAAGGGGCAUCUCAUGUCGCGGACCAGACACAAAACCCGGAAAUUGUGUGGAAAUCAAGGAGUGUGCAGCACUUUUGAACGAACUCAGGGUUAAGCAGCGGGACGAGACCUUCGCCAACUUUUUGCGGGCCUCCCGAGUGUCCUGUGGCAACCAGGGAACCCAGGUGUGCUGCCCCAAUGGACAGACUGUCACCACUCCGGCUCCCGUUGUGCCCAAGAACACGGACGAGAUUCCCCGCCGGCUGCUGAAUGUGGAGGAGGGAUGUGGCUCUACGGUGGGCUACUACAAGAAGAUCGUGGGCGGUGAGGUGAGUCGCACGGGGGCGUGGCCCUGGAUUGCCCUUCUGGGAUACGACGAUGCCUCCGGGUCGCCAUUCAAGUGCGGCGGAACCCUGAUCACCGCCAGACACGUCCUCACUGCCGCCCAUUGCAUCCGGGAUGAUCUGCAAUUUGUACGUUUGGGAGAACACGAUCUGUCCACGGAUACGGAAACUAAACAUGUUGAUAUUAAUAUUGCAAGGUACGUUUCCCAUCCGGAGUACAAUCGCAGAAACGGACGCAGCGACAUGGCCAUUCUGUACCUGGAGCGGAACGUGGAGUUCACCUCCAAGAUAGCGCCCAUCUGUCUGCCGCACACCCAAAGUCUUCGCCAGAAGUCCUACGUGGGCUACAUGCCCUUCGUCGCCGGCUGGGGAAAGACGAUGGAGGGCGGCGAAUCGGCCACCGUGCUGAACGAGCUCCAGAUUCCCAUUUACGACAACAACGUGUGCCGCCAGAGCUACGCGAAGGAGAAUCGCUACAUCUCGGCCGAUCAGUUCGACAGCGCCGUCAUCUGUGCCGGAGUCCUCACCGGCGGCAAGGAUACGUGCCAGGGCGACUCCGGCGGACCGCUGAUGCUGCCGGAACAGUAUUUGGACAAGCAGCGCUUCUACCUCAUCGGCGUGGUGUCCUACGGCAUCGGCUGUGCCCGGCCCAAUGUCCCAGGAGUCUACUCCAGCACCCAGUACUUCAUGGACUGGAUCAUCGAGCAGGUCCAGCAGACGCCGUGAAUGAAUGCCAUAGCCGCGAAUGUCGCACCUAAGUCAUAGGAUCCAUAAAUAAUAUAACAGCUAACAGCCUAACAGAACAAACUUACAAUCACAAAUGCUUAUAUUAAUUAAAUAUAUUUUUUUUUAUGAUACAAAAAAA
Messenger RNA from Drosophila ficusphila, 1892 nucleotides. RefSeq names its product venom serine protease Bi-VSP. Gene Ontology annotation, biological process: proteolysis. NCBI's taxonomy places the organism in Eukaryota, Metazoa, Arthropoda, Insecta, Diptera, Drosophilidae. Gene Ontology annotation, molecular function: serine-type endopeptidase activity. The record is from RefSeq and is a predicted model, not a curated record.